Leguminivora glycinivorella is the source of this 800-nucleotide messenger RNA. RefSeq names its product larval cuticle protein A3A-like. The record is from RefSeq and is a predicted model, not a curated record. NCBI's taxonomy places the organism in Eukaryota, Metazoa, Arthropoda, Insecta, Lepidoptera, Tortricidae. Gene Ontology annotation, cellular component: extracellular matrix.
CCCAACACUACUCUUCAGACAUCAUUCAACACACUCGAUCAACACAUCACACAAUGGCAUUCAAGUUUGUGAUGGUACUCGCUUGCUUGGUAGCGGCCGCUAGCGCGGGAGUAGUCCCUGUCGCGCCGGCCUUCCACGCCGCUCCUGUGGCCUACGCCGCCGCCCCGGCUUACCACGCCGCCCCCGUUGCUAAGGCCGUCGAGGAGUACGAUGCGCACCCCCAGUACAGCUUCGCCUAUGACGUGCAGGACGGUUUGACCGGAGACUCCAAGACCCAGCACGAAACUCGCGACGGUGAUGUCGUACAGGGCUCCUACUCCGUGGUUGACCCCGACGGCACUAAGCGCACUGUCGAGUACACCGCCGACCCGCACAACGGAUUCAACGCUGUCGUUCACCGCGAGCCCGUUGCCGUGAAAGUUGCCGCCCCUGUGGUCGCUAAGGUCGGCCCCGUGGCCUACCACGCCGCCCCCGUGGCCUACCAAGCCGCCCCCGUGGCCUACCAGGCCGCCCCCGUGGCCUACCAGGCCGCCCCCGUGGCCUACCAGGCCGCCCCCGUGGCCAAGCUCGCAUACGCCGCCGCCCCCGUAGUGCACGCCGCCCCGGUUGCCAAGCUCGCCGCCCCAGUCGCCUACCACUCUGCCCCCGUCUACCACGCCGCUCCCGCCGCUUACUCUGCCCCUCUUUACCAUCACUAAGCGAUAGCAAUGCCAAAAUGUAGAAUUAAGUUUAAAUAUUAGCUGAUACUACGCUUAAAGUGUGAUUUAUCAUAGAAAAUAUAAUUAAAUUAUUAUUUUCUA